CUUAAACGCUCCAUUUGCCGCCUUUCAUUCUCGGAAAACACACAAAAACACCAAUCAAUAUUCUGCACAGUCCAUCAAUAUGGGAGUUGACGUUCCGACAUCUGACAGUCUUAAUGACCUCUUCAGCCUUAAGGACAAGGUCGUCGUCAUCACCGGUGCCUCCGGUCCGCGCGGCAUAGGUAUCGAAGCCGCUCGCGGGUGCGCGGAGAUGGGUGCAGACGUUGCUAUCACCUAUGCCUCUAGAGCUGACGGCGCUUUGAAGAAUGCCAAAGAACUCGCAGAAACGUACGGCGUUAAAGCAAAGCCGUUCCAGUGCGACGUGUCCAAAUAUGAGGAUACUGAGAAACUGGUGAAGGACGUUAUUGCUGAGUUCGGCAAGAUUGAUGCAUUUAUUGCCAACGCCGGGAAAUUGGCUGAUAAGACCGUACUCGAUGGCUCUGUCGACGACUGGUACGGUGUUAUGAACACUGAUCUGAAUGGCUCAUAUCACUGCGCGAAGGCAGUCGGUCAGCAUUUCAAGGACCGUGGCACCGGAAGCUUUGUUAUCACCGCUAGCAUGUCUGGCCAUAUUGCCAACUACCCGGCCGCAUACAACACCUCUAAGGCGGGCUGUCUGCAUCUGGCCCGCUCGCUUGCGAAUGAGUGGCGCGGUUUUGCACGCGUGAACAGCGUCUCGCCUGGAUACAUGGACACCGGUCUAAUGAAUUCGGUCGAUCAGAAAACCCAGGAUCAGUGGAAGUCGAUGAUUCCCAUUGGUCGGUAUGGUCAGGCGAAGGAGUUGAGAGGUGCUUAUGUUUACCUGUGUAGUGACGCCAGCUCGUACAUGACCGGCUCCGACAUGCGCAUCGACGGUGGCUACUGCAUAUGGUAGACAAUGGUCAUACCCAAUUGUAUCUAAAGAAUCUUAUUAGAAAAUGAAUGCCUGCAUGGCCCUUUUGUUACUCACUAACGGUCAC
This is a messenger RNA of Aspergillus versicolor CBS 583.65, 956 nucleotides long. RefSeq names its product SDR family oxidoreductase. Gene Ontology annotation, cellular component: intracellular anatomical structure. The transcript has a single exon. Bases 80 to 871 code for a protein of 263 amino acids. The record is from RefSeq and is a predicted model, not a curated record. Gene Ontology annotation, molecular function: oxidoreductase activity, acting on NAD(P)H, oxygen as acceptor. NCBI's taxonomy places the organism in Eukaryota, Fungi, Ascomycota, Eurotiomycetes, Eurotiales, Aspergillaceae.